UCGGCUCGUCAUUCAGCCGCCCCGGGCCCGGCUUGAGUUUGCUGGUCGUGCUGCUUUCCCUUCCCCUCUCCUCUUCCGUUCUUCCGUUGAGCUCGUGUGGGUGGGAGCGAGCCUCGCUCUUCUGUUGGCUUGGCUCGCCGCCGCCGCCGCCGCCGCUCAAGCGGGACGGUCCCUGCCUCUCCUGCGCCGCCUUCCUCUUCGUUCUCGAGCGGACCGGGGAUCGGCUCCCCACCCCGCCCCCGGCGGAGGCCAUGGCGGCGAGCGCCAAGCGGAAGCAGGAGGAGAAGCACCUGAAGCUGCUGAGGGAGAUGAGUAGCCUCCCGCCCAACCGCAAGUGCUUCGACUGCGACCAGCGCGGCCCCACCUAUACCGACAUGACGGUGGGCAGCUUCGUUUGUACUUCCUGCUCCGGCAUCCUGAGAGGUUUAAAUCCACCUCACAGAGUGAAGUCCAUUUCAAUGACCACAUUCACACAACAAGAAAUAGAAUUUCUUCAGAAGCAUGGGAAUGAAGUAUGUAAACAGAUUUGGCUAGGAUUAUUUGAUGAUAGAUCAUCAGCAAUUCCAGACUUCCGGGAUCCUCAGAAAGUCAAAGAAUUUCUACAAGAGAAAUAUGAAAAGAAAAGAUGGUAUGUUCCUCCAGAACAAGCAAAAGUUGUGGCUUCUGUCCAUGCAUCUAUAUCUGGAUCUUCUGCUAGUAGUACAAGCAGUACUCCAGAAGUUAAACCACUUAAAUCUCUCUUAGGAGAAUCUGCACCAGCACUGCACUUAAAUAAAGACACACCUACACAAUCUCCUGUUACAAUACGGUCUCAAGGGCAGUCACAAGAAAAGAAGCAAUUUGAUCUUCUCAGUGAUCUUGGUUCAGACAUAUUUGCUGCUCCUACUCCACACACCACAGCUACUGCGAAUUUUGCUAAUUUUGCACACUUCAACAGUCAUACAGCGCAGAACUCUGCAAAUGCAGGUUUUGCAAACUUUGAUGCAUUUGGACAGUCUAGUGCUUCGAGUAAUUUUGGUGGUUUCCCCACAGCAAGUCAGUCUGCUUUUCAGCACCAAAAUACAGCGUUCAGAACGCUUUCAUCUAGCUGCAGUUUUGGUGAUUUUACUACUUCUGCUUUCCCUGGCCAGGCUAUGCGCAGUGGGAGCGCUCGAUCAGUGAAUGCUAACUUUGCACACUUUGAUAACUUCCCCAAAUCCUCCAGUGCUGAUUUUGGAGCCUUCGGUGGUUCUCAGAGCAACACAACUGCAGCCAGUAAAGCUGUAGUGAAUAAACCAUGUCUCCAGUCAGCAGAUAAAUACGCAGCUCUUGCUAAUUUAAAUAAUAUCUUCAGCACAGGGCAAGGUGGUAAUGAGCAAGGAAAUGGCUUUGCUGCCAGUACAGUACCUGCUGUGUCAGCUCCAAGUCAAACAAGUACAUCUUCAGACAAGUAUGCAGCUCUAGCAGAAUUGGACAGUGUGUUCAGCUCCACAGCAACCACUAGUAAUGCAUAUACUUCCACCAGUAAUGUUAGCAGUAAUGCUUUUGGAACAGUUCCAGUUGGUGCUAAUACACAGACACAGUCUGCAUCAUCCAGUGUUCCUGCUCAAUUUGGAGUGUCAGUGCUUCAUUUUUCAGCAGCACCAUCCACAAAUCCAUUUGUGGCUGCACCUGUAGCUGCAGUAUCAGCAUCAACAAAUCCAUUCCAAACCACCAGUCGAGGAGCAGCAGCAACAACAUUUGGCACAGCCUCCAUGAGUAUGCCCGCAGGAUUUGGAACAACUGCCUCAUAUAGUCUUCCUACUAGCUUUAGUGGUAACUUCCAGCAGCCAGCAUUCCCAACUCAGGCAGUUUUUUCUCAGGCUGCUUUCACUCAGCAACCUAAUGGCACUGGCUUUGCUGCAUUUGGACAAGGAAAAUCAGUAGUAACCCCAUUUGGGCAAGUUACAGCUGUUGGAGUCUCCAGUAAUCCUUUUAUGGCAGGAGCAGCAACGGGACCUUUUCCAACAGGAAGCUCAUCAACCAAUCCUUUCUUAUAGCCUUAUAGACACUUUACUUAAAAGAACUCUAUGUGAUCACAUAACAUCUCUAUGCCUCUUGCACUGUUGUCUUGUUUCACUGACCUUAGCUUUAAACACAAAAUAAGUCUUUCAGAAAAAAGAAAAAAAAGUCUGCAUUGUGUGUUAAAACCAAGGAAUACCAGGUGAUGUACAAAACAUGGAACUGUGGUAACAGCCAUUAUUGUGCAAUGGCAGGAGAAUGUUAAUAGUAUCAUGUAUAUUAAAAAUUGGCUAAUAUUAAGUUAUUGCAGAUAUCAUUCAUUAUGCUGCAGUAUUGUACAUAUUUUUCUCUUAGGAAUUAGUUAUUUGUGCAUAUCAGUAUUUGUAACUUUUAACACAGUUAUGUGAAAAAUGUUACUGGGAAAAAUAGAUCAGCCAGUUUAAGGUGCUGUCAUAUAUCUUGGAAUGAAUGGCCUAUAUCAUUUUAACAUUGCUUGUUGGGAUUUAUGAAUUCAGAACUGAAGUUUUAUUCAUUUCUUGGAGUGUUUUUUUUCCCCAUUUCCUGAAGAGCUCUUCUAUUUAUACAUGCCUAAAUUCUAUAUAACGUGGAGGGAUACCUGUCUGCAUAAUAAAGCUCAUCAUGUUUUGCUACAGAUUGCAGGUGGAAAAAAUAAAUAUUAAAAAAGUUUGUUGUUGUCAGCAUUUGCACUAACCAAUUUUGUUAAUUUUCAAAAUUAUUGACAAAAUCUUGAAAUUGCAUUAUUUUCUUGGCUGUUUCAGUAAGGUUGCAAAUUGUUAACAGUAAAUCCUGUUAACAAUAGGAAUUUACCUACUGAUCAAUCAGUAAAAUAUGAAAUUUUCUUUAUUUUGAAAACUGUCUAACAAAUCUAACUUAAAAUGAGUAGUACAGAAUAUAUUUCAUUUCCUUUAUUGUUUAAAUGUCUUCAUUUCAAUUUGCGGUCAUUGUUCAUUCUAAUUACUUAAAACAAGUUGGUAAGAUUGAUUUUGCAGCAUUAUUGAAACCAAACAGCCAGCAAAUACUUAAUAAAACCAAACUUUAGCUUUGGUAUGGAUAUGCAUACUGUGGAUUUUGAAUGAAUAUUGUACCUCCUUACCAGAAGAAUUAUUGUUCAGCAGUUAUUUGCAAGGUAAAUGCCAUGGCAGCGUAUUUAUUGAUGAAAGCUGAUGGAGCAAUGUUUCUGUAGAUUUUAGGUAAUUUGUAACUUAAAUAUUUAAUGUUUGUCAAUAGAAAUACAAAUCUUGUACGCAAUUAGAUUAUCCGUGCAAAUAUAAAUCCACACACAGUGUAAUUCAUUACUUCAUAAAAUUAAGUGACCUGAAGAUUUGAACCAAGAUGAUUAAUAUACCAUGUUUUUAGAGUGUAUUGAUACAGAAAAGAUCUUAAUUUCUUUCAAAGGAUGGUUGAUUAAUGGGGAGGAGAAGGUGUUCUCUUUAAACACAUUGCUUCAGAUUGUCAUUAGCAUUAAUCUGAGAUAUAAAAAUAGUACUUAAUAUCCUUGCUAGUGGAGAAGAUUAUUUGGAACAUUGAAAUAGUACAUCCCUACAUAUCCUAUACUUUGGGUAGAAUGUAAAGUACUGUAAAGUAAAGGAUUUUUCAAAAUGUUUCCUCUAAGAUUUUAAAAGGAAGAUGGAAAUUAGAAUAGAGAGAAUAUGUUUGGUAAAUUAACAGUUUCUGUCUGGAAUUACCAGGUUAGUGGAUUUCUGAAUUUUCUGUAGCCUUUUUGAGAGAGAUAGUUUAAAAGGCAAACAGAACAUCAUAUUUGGAUGUCUGCUAACCUGUGGUAGUGCUGAUUUGGAGUAUGUCCCAAAAAGGCAAUUUUGUGUGUUCCAGUAUAUGCAACAUUUGUCUUAAUUUCAGUGAGUGCAUCUUGAUGAAAAGGUAAAUGGAGUCAAGUUAAGAAUUUUCUUGUAAUUUUAAAUCAUGAAAAAAUAUGUCAUUUUCAUGCAUACAUACUUUAAUUUUCAGGAAUUUGGGUGAAUCCUUGAAAUUGCAAUUAAAACUUUACACCUGUAUACAGAAUCUGGCAUAAGUGUCAGCAAAGAACCACUUUUUUAAGUGGUUGAAGAACCUCAGCUUUUUAAUGGAACAAUAAUUCUGUAGGAGAAUGUUUUUAACUCAUCCUUGGUAUUGUAUUUCUACCCUCUUCCCCCUUUUAGACUGCUGUUGACUCUGCUGGGAGGAAUGGGAAUAUAAUGCAUUCACUAAGAUGCCUUGAAUUUUAAGAACAGGAAUUUUCCUUUUCUGCUGCUUUUCAUUUCUAAAUUUUAAAAAAAUCAUUGCAUCAGUGCUUAAGCAUAAAGUGGUAUUUUUAUUGUUGAACUUAAUAUAAUUCUCAUGUUGAAUUUUUGUUUCAGGUGAUAACAGACUUUUCUAUGCUCUUUCUAGAAAUUAUUUUCAUUCUCUGAGUAAUAUUUACAUUGAACAACUGUUUUUUAAAAAAUUGAAAUUCAGUGUGUGUGUAUUAUAAAUAAAGCAGUCUUGCAGCAUGUAACUGCAAGCACCAAUUGGCAUAGUACUGUUUGAUAGAGAGAAUCCUGGAAUUCACACAAGUGGCAGAUGAAUAAAUCUGAGAUAACAGUACAAUACCCAUCCUCAUUGAGCUCCCCAGUAAAACAUGUUCAGCAAGUUAAAUGGAAUCUAACAUGGAUGCACAUCUUAUUGGGCACAAAACAUUUCUGCAAAAUAUCUGCUAAUAUAAUUUUGGCUGUUGCAUCAGAUGAAUUUUUCAGAAAUUUUAUACUCUACACUGCUAUAUUUAGAUACUUAAAUAUUAAGAGG
Notechis scutatus (mainland tiger snake) is the source of this 4779-nucleotide messenger RNA. The record is from RefSeq and is a predicted model, not a curated record. Lineage: Eukaryota; Metazoa; Chordata; Lepidosauria; Squamata; Elapidae.